AUGGCUACAUCACUGCCUCGUCUGUCACUUUCGUUCCUUGUGGCGUGGGCGGCUCCAGCGAUCCAGGCGCAGAAGGUCGCGAGUUUGAGCGACUUCGACUGGUCCUUACAGAAUGAACCCCUCAGUAUCAACAUCCCAGCGGCCUUUCCCUCAUACGCCCACUUGGACCUCGAGGCGAACCAGGUCACCGGACCUCUGGAGUACGGUUUGAAUGAUUUUAACCUAAGAUGGAUUUGGCAGCAGAACUGGACCUACUCGGCAAAGUUGACUGGCUUAGACAAGUCAUCAUCCCAAACGUUCCUUCUUUUCAAUGGUCUCGACACGUUUGCCAGUAUCGACCUAUGCGGAAAGCACGUCGCAUCUACAGACAAUCAGUUCCGCCAGUAUUACUUUAAUGUCACCGACAUUGUUCCAAACUGUGGCAAUGAUACUCUACUCAGCUUGAAUUUUGGUAGCGCUCCGAAUAUUGCAGCCGGCAUUCUCAAUCAGCCUAACCAAAGGACCUGGCCUUAUGGCACAGAACUGGUCUUUGAAAUACCUGGCAGACAAUUCAUCCGAAAGCAAGGGAAUGACUUUGGGUGGGACUGGGGCCCAGCAUAUGCGCCAGCUGGACCGUGGCAGCCUGCUUACCUUAUUCAGAUGACGAAUUCUGAGGUACACGCGAGGAAUGCUGCAUUUGACGUCUACAAAGUAGGUCAAAGAAGCAAUUUGAUCCCUGAUCAAUCUCAGCCAUGGGUUUUCAAUGCAAGCUUCGAUAUCAUUGGGACUUUGCCCGCUUCAACAUCCUUAUCGUACCUAGUGCAGGAUGAUGAUGGUACUACAGUCUCGAGUGGAACGCUCACAAAUGUCACGCAAGAGAAUGGCUCCAUAUCUGCAUCUGCUCUCAUCGAGAAUGACACUGUUGAGCUGUGGUGGCCAGUCGGGAUGGGUGAGCAGGUACUCUACAACAUCACUGUGAAUAUUCACGACAGCAGCAAUAAAACAAUCACCAGCCUUGUCCGACGGAUGGGAUUCCGGACGAUAGUACUCAACCAACAAGUAAUCACAGAAGAGGAGAUCGGGCUAGGGAUUGCGCCAGGGAAUCACUGGCACUUUGAGAUCAAUGGCCACCCUUUCUACGCCAAGGGCUCUAACUUUAUCCCACCAGACGUCUUUUGGCCCCGUGUCACCCCAAAGAGUAUCCGCAGCUUAUUUAACUCUGUCCUGGCUGGAAACCAAAACAUGCUUCGCGUAUGGUCGACUGGGGCCUACUCACCUGACUUCGUAUACGAUAUUGCCGACGAGCUUGGGAUUUUACUAUGGUCAGAAUUUGAGUUCGGCGAUUGCCUAUACCCUGCCGACCCCGCUUUCCUAUCUUCAGUCUACGAAGAGGCCGUGUACAACGUUCGCAGGGUGAACCACCACCCUUCUCUAGCCUACUGGGCUGGUGGCAAUGAGUUUGAAAACUAUAUCCUGCCGGUAGCGAAUCGGUCGUCACCAUCCCAAUACCCACGUAUCAUUCAAGAAUAUGAGGAGUUGUUCUUGUCCACCUUGUUCCCUGCUGUCUUUGAAAAUACACAUUCAUUGUCAUAUCUGCCCUCUUCGACGUCCAAUGGCUUCUUGAGCCUGAACUUUACCGACGCACCGUACAUGGCGCCUCGAUACGCCGAUUUGAAGGAACCAGGCCACAUCUAUGGAGUGACUGACUACUACAAUUACAGCGCCGCAUUUGCUUUUAACAUCGCCGCCUAUCCUAUUGGACGCUUCGCGAACGAAUUUGGUUUCCACAGCAUGCCAUCGCUUCAGACCUGGAGCAGCUAUGUUGCAGAUUCAGAGCUUCACUUCAACAGCACAACUAUCCAGCUGCGAAACAGGCACUAUCCCGCUGGAGGAUUGAACACAUCCAAUUUUGUGAACACGACGAAGGGCAUGAGCGAAAUGACCAUCGCUGUGCAGCUCUGGUAUCCAGCUCCGAACAAAACGGAUCAACAUUCGAACUUCAGCUCGUGGUGCUGGACGACGCAGAUUUUCCAAGCAGACUUUUAUUCGAGCCAAAUCCAGUUUUACAAACGAGGAAUGGGGUUGCCGCAGAGAAACCUUGGCAGUUUAUACUGGCAGCUUGAAGACCAAUGGGCUGCACCUACGUGGGCAGGUAUUGAGCGCACUGGUCGGUGGAAAGUUCUUCACUACCGUGCCAAAGAUCUGUACAAGGAGGUCAUUAUAUCACCUUUCUUCAACGACAGCAGUGGCGUCCUUGAAGUAUGGGCAACCAGCGAGCUUUGGGAAAGCGUCGAAGCUACUGUGAACCUACAGUGGUACAACUGGGACGGCCAGCUGAUAACCAAUCUCACUGGACUUGAACAGGCGCAAGUAGUGAUUGGGGCACUGAAUAGUACUCAAGUCUUUACGCGAAACGUGACAGAAGAUAUCAAAUCCGCAGCAUUGAACCCAAAGGAUCUCGUCGCAAGAGCGAGCAUCAGCGUCUCAGGCCGCGGGCCUAAUAAUCAGGAGACCGAGACUUUUGAACACACGAACUGGUGGCAUGCUUCGCGACUUUCAGAAGCCAAUCUCGUGGACCCGGAGCUGUCAUUAAGCUAUGAUGAGUAUUCUAACGAGUUUACUGUAAAGGCAGUGGCUGGCGUCAGUGCAUGGACAUGGCUGGACUACCCAGCUGGCUCCGUGGUCAGUUUCAGUGAUAAUGGAUUUUGGUUGGGGAAGGGGGAAAGUCGUAUUAUUGGGUAUACCGUUGUCGAAGAUAGCACACAAGGGAAAUGGAUCGACGGAGUCACAGUCCAGAGUAUAUGGAACAACACCCUAGCUUACUAG
Messenger RNA from Neoarthrinium moseri, 2805 nucleotides. RefSeq lists its product as uncharacterized. The record is from RefSeq and is a predicted model, not a curated record. Gene Ontology annotation, biological process: glycoprotein catabolic process; carbohydrate metabolic process. Gene Ontology annotation, molecular function: beta-mannosidase activity. The coding region runs from base 1 to 2805 and encodes 934 amino acids. NCBI's taxonomy places the organism in Eukaryota, Fungi, Ascomycota, Sordariomycetes, Amphisphaeriales, Apiosporaceae. The transcript is spliced from 2 exons.